GUCAUUGAGAGAAGUCGUUGCCUGCAAAUUUAUCUCAGUAGCCAGGACUGACGGGAUCCAUCAGACAGUGAAGAUGAUGCAAGGACCAGUGCUGUGCUUUGUCUUCCUCUCCCUGGGAGUGGAGGAGCAGGUGGGAUCUGCACCUAUCUGUACCCAUGGACAAGAUGGCUGCCACAGCCUCUCCCUGCCGGAACUGUUUGACAGGGUGAUCCAGCAUUCAGCCAGGUUCCAUGGACUUUCCAGGGACCUACACACAGAAUUUGAACAAUACUUAUCUUCUAGUAGAAAUCAGAUUGGAGAAAGAAAAUGCCACACUUCGAGCAUACAGACCCCAAAUGGCAAGGAUAUUGCACAGAGCCUUACAAGAGAGGAGCUGACUGAGGUGAUCCUGAAGCUCCUGGCAGCCUGGGGAGAUCCUCUGUCUAACCUCCACAGCAUCAUGGCCCACCAGCAGGACUUCAACACACACAGUGGCAGCAAAGCCCUGGAGAUGAGUGACAUGGUCCACCAGCUCAAGAACGGGGUUCAGAGAGUGGCUGAGAGGAUGCAGCUCUUGGGCAUGAUCAGUAACUCUCUAAACAGGCUGUCCUCCACAGAGGUGCUGGAGCCCCCCUCCCAUGAGAGAUUUAGUACCAGUGACCACGACCUGCUGUACUGCCUCCGCAGAGACACAGACAAGGUCCAGAGCUACCUGAAGAUCCUCAAGUGCACCAUCCUUCCUGAACAAACCUGCUAGUUCUCAGAUGUAGCAUUCAGAUAAUCUCACAGAUAUCAAUCUAUUUAUUCAAUAUGAUUAUGAUGAUGAUAUUAAUGAGGAGGAGGAGGAGGAGGAUGAUGAUGAUGAUGAUGUUUUAUGUAGACCAGAAACAACUAAAUCAACAUAUUAAGAUGGCAUGCAUGUAUUUUUUAUUAUUCACACUUGAACUUUAAUAUAUGAAACGUCUAUUUAUUAUUUGCAAAAACAUAUUGAGAAAGUUUAAUGGACAGCCAUCUCACAAAAGGAUCUUGUUUCAGCUAACAAUGCAAGGCUGUGUCAUAUUAUAUGUACAAUGUUCUUUUAGAAUAAAACCCCAUAUUGUUCAUUAGUCAUUCCAUGCUUUCCUUUAUUGCUUAUUUGUGUUUGUAUUGUUUGUUUCAUUGUAUUCAUUUAAAUGUAUGUACUAGCUUACUUGUUUAUAACAUCAGUUGAUGCUUAUCUCACUUCCAUUAGUGUUAAGAAUGAUUGUGACAAAAAUGUGUUACAUUUUUUCCCGCUCCAGUUAUUGAUACUAGUAUGAGGAUAUUACUGGAACUAAAUGAUGCAACUCCAACAAUACACAAACUUACUCUACAGGAUGUAACAUCUGCAGUCAGGCAUUCACAUGUCAAGCACUCACAUGUCAGCACCAACAGUGCAGCACAUCCAGCGCAAGUGAUACGCAGAUUCUUUCAAAGCUAUUUCUGAUUGACUGGACACAGCACAGACUGAAGUGGAGAUGAGUCAGACAUAGAGGGAAAAUGCGUCUCCAUUCAAUUCCUGGUAUUUCUUCAUUCAUGCUUAGGCCCUUAGUCAGCUGACUCAAUGUCUUGUGUGUGUGUGUGUGUGUGUGUGUGUGUGAGUGUGUGUGUGUGUGUGUGUGUGUGUGU
This is a messenger RNA of Clupea harengus (Atlantic herring), 1626 nucleotides long. RefSeq names its product prolactin-like. Gene Ontology annotation, cellular component: extracellular region. NCBI's taxonomy places the organism in Eukaryota, Metazoa, Chordata, Actinopteri, Clupeiformes, Clupeidae. The record is from RefSeq and is a predicted model, not a curated record. Gene Ontology annotation, biological process: positive regulation of receptor signaling pathway via JAK-STAT; response to nutrient levels. Gene Ontology annotation, molecular function: hormone activity.